This is a messenger RNA of Vespa mandarinia (Asian giant hornet), 1353 nucleotides long. RefSeq names its product GDP-D-glucose phosphorylase 1. The record is from RefSeq and is a predicted model, not a curated record. Gene Ontology annotation, cellular component: cytoplasm. Gene Ontology annotation, biological process: glucose metabolic process. NCBI's taxonomy places the organism in Eukaryota, Metazoa, Arthropoda, Insecta, Hymenoptera, Vespidae. Gene Ontology annotation, molecular function: GDP-D-glucose phosphorylase activity.
UUUUAUAAUAAUUUAAAGAUUUUGAUAAUUUUUUCCGUUUACAAUAAUAAUUAACGUUUUUUCCUAACAAAAUGCAAGAUAGAUAACGAAGUAUUAGCGUAAUUUAUAGCAAUUCUAUAAUAAGUUUUAAGGUUACUUUUAUAACUUACAUGAUUUAAUUAUACAAAUUAUGUUGAAUAUAUAUAUUAGAAGAAAAUAAAAGAAGAUUAUUCUAUAGUAUUUGUGAUAAGUUAUUAAAAUAGCUGUAAAAGAAGAAAGAAGAAUUAUUCAAUGAAAUUAGGAGAUAUUAUGUUUACUACAGAGAAGGAUAUUCCUAACCUAAAUUAUAACUAUAAUAAUUUUCAUUUUUCAAUCAGUGAAAAAGAAAAUGAAUCUGAAUUUGAUAUAAAGUUAAAACAAGCAUGGGAAAAGGCUCAAAAGGAUGGAGUAUUUCGAUAUUUAUUAAAUAUUAGUAGUUGGCGGAUACUUGAAGGUCCGUAUAGACUGUUAGUUCAGCUUAAUCCUGAUAGAGCAUUUAAAAGACGAACACCAGAAAAUAUUACAACAAUGUUACAGCCAUUUGAUCCAACAAAAUUUAACUUUACUAGAUUAUCAAAAAGUGAAAUAAUGUUUAAGAUAGAAAAUGAAGAUGAUAGUGAUAUCAUAGCAGUUAAUGUUAGCCCUACUGAAUGGUGUCAUUCUUUACUAAUUAUAAAAUAUUUGCAAUGUCUUCCGCAGAGCAUUACGUGGUAUAGUCUUCAAAAAGCUAUUGAGAUAUUGUUGUUGAGCAGCUCACCGUACUUUAGGAUUGCAUUUAAUAGUUUAUGUGCUUUUGCUUCUGUCAAUCACUUACAUUGGCAUUUAUAUUACCUCAAGCACAAUAUGCUUCUUGAAUAUAUCGAAGUACAACCAUAUCAAGGUUCUUUGUUCCUCUUAGAAAAUUUUCCUAGCAAAGGAUUUUGCUUUAAAUUAUCAUCUUCAAAGAAAAUAGAAACUUUUGUAUCUUCAAUAUUUUCAUUAGUAAAUUACCUACAAAAGAAUCAGAUAGCACAUAAUGUAUAUGUUACAAGAGCAAAAACUAUAAAUUCAAAAGAAGUGUAUGAUGAUGUACGGGCAUACGUUUGGGCAAGAAAGUCACAUUUUGAUGUAAAAAAUACAACUUUGUUUAAUUCAGCUACAUGCGAACUCUUUGGACACAUAUUUAUUAAGACAGAAGAAGCAUAUCAAAAUUUGACAGAAUCAACAAUAGCAAAAAUAUUAGAGUCUGUAACGGAACAGCCUUAUUUAUUAAUUAAAAAAGAUUUACAUAAAAUAAUGUAAAAUCAAAUAACAAAGGACGGAAGAUAAUCUAUUAUUAUUUAUUAUAGUUUAUUA